Molecule: messenger RNA, 4700 nt
Organism: Gigantopelta aegis
Lineage: Eukaryota; Metazoa; Mollusca; Gastropoda; Neomphalida; Peltospiridae
Exons: 15
Coding region: 1-2457 (818 amino acids)
Biological process (GO): regulation of dopamine secretion; cellular response to calcium ion; calcium-ion regulated exocytosis
Molecular function (GO): calcium ion binding; syntaxin binding; clathrin binding
Source: RefSeq, a predicted model, not a curated record
AUGAUCAGUUUGUCGGAUAACGUGGUUAAGGCCAGUAUUAAUGGGGAAUCGGUGAAUGCUACAAAAAUUGAUUCUGAUGCGUAUCAUUGUGCGAGUGGACUGAGUGUGAAAUACGUGGAACCGGUAUGGAAAUACGUGAAACCUGUGCUAGAUUACGUGGAACCGGUACGGAAAUACGUGAAACCGGUACUAGAAUUCUUGAAACCGGUACUGGAAUAUGUGAAACCGUUACUAGAUUACGUGGAACCGGUACGGAAAUACGUGAAACCGGUGCUAAAAUACGUGGAACCGGUACGGAAAUACGUGAAACUGGUACUAGAAUACGUGGAACCGGUACGGAAAUACGUGAAACCGGUAUUGGAAUACCUGGGACUUGUAGUUCCGCCGGCGGAGAUUGCUGGGAUCAUCACUGGCGGUGUCAGUGUAGUGGUUCUCACGUCAGUCGUGGCCUUUCUCUGCUGGAGAUUCCCAUCAUGCCGUUCGCGAAGUUUCUGGGACCGCAGUCUCAAGAAAGUCAUACGGAAAAUAUACGCCCUGGAGGAACAAGGAUUGGCAAAGGGGGAGCAUCGCGCCCAAUCCAGUCCGCACUCAAACAGUUACAGAGACAAGGACUGGGACGUGACAGUGAAGGAGUUGCCAGAUUGGGAAGAAAUUAUAUGGAAUCUAACUCAGAGAAACGAAAUGAUACAAGACCCGCGUGACGUCAUCAAAGCAAAUAACAUGUCAUACAACUUCCGAAAAUGUCGAAAGAAGCCAAAGAAAGAAGAGAAGAAAAGUUUGAUCGUUGGACCUAUGCUUCGAAAACGAAGCCGAGAUGACCCGCCAUUUGUUGUUCCCCAAAUCUUUGUCGACUACGGAAGCAGACGAACGUCUUAUGCGUCUGCUUCCGAUCACGUGAUGCUUGGUGCCCUUGCCCUUGACCUUCGUCGAGGGUCGAGCAGUAGUUGUGGUAGCAGACGGACAUCACUCGCGUCGGAUUCCGACAGGCGGGGAUCGGCUAGUAGCCUCUGUAGUCGGAGGACUUCGUUUGCUUCCGACACUGAUCGGCGUGGUUCGGCCAGCAGCAUGGGGAGUCGUAGGACUUCGAUCUUUUCCGACCCGUCCGAUCGACGAGGCUCGGCGAGCAGUCGCAGUAGCAGAAAAGGAUCAGAUGGUAGCCGAAUUGACGACACCGAUGUAUCAUUCGCAGAUUUCUCCGACUCGGAACCCGUGGAUUGCGAAGACUUGUCGCGUGCCCUGGUCAGACGAAAGAUGUCCUCGAGCCGCCGCACGAGCAUCGACACCCAGGGGAUGAGCUACAGCAGCAUGAGGGAGGAGGUUAAGAAAGGGAUGCCGCCCUACAGACGGAGCCACUCCUGGGCGGAGAUCCAGAGGCCGGCCAAGGUCCUCCCACAAGAAGCACGACCACCACAGUACAACCGAGAUCAGAGGCGUUCCACGUUAUCGUCACUGGUCUACUGUUCGAUACAGGCCAUGGACCAGACAGGAGCAGUCAUCCCACCUCUCGCCAAAAAGAAACCAAAACGACCGUCAGUGGGUUUGCCGGACACGCCCGUUGCCCUCAAUGACCUGAAUCUGGACGAGAUGCAGCCGAGGUUCGCGCCGCCGAUCGAGUCAACCGGCAAACUGAAAGUCCAGCUCCAGUUCUCGCCAGACCAGGCGUCUCUUACAGUCAUCAUAGUCGAGGCCGUGAAUCUGUCUGUGCCAGGACUGCCCAAGGACGUGGAGGUGAACCCAUACGUGAAGGCGUUCCUGGUUCCAGGCAGGACGUUCAAGUACAGGACCAAAACCAUUCCCAAGACAACGGAACCACUGUUUCUAGAAAAGUUCACCAUUAAGGAAAUCAUACCGAGUGAAAUCACGGAGGAAUCGGCCAUCGAGUUCCAGGUCUACUCGUCACAUCACGUGUCGCGGCGCCACCUGGUCGGGGUCGGCUCGGUCCAGCUGAUGGAUGUCAACCAACUUCCCAGCGGCCUCUUUGAUCUCACGCUUUACCCGCAGACGGUGUACAGGCUGCACCAGGGUGACCUACGAAUAUCCGGCUGCUUCCAGCCAGUGGCCGGGAAGAUAGUCUUCAACAUACUGGAAGCCAGAAAUCUGCCCAGAGUGUCUCUUCUUGGAGCAAUAAACCCCUACGUGAAAGUGGAGAUGUUCGUGAACGGACUGCGGGAGGCGAAACACAAGACGAAGGUGCGGCAGAACACCCAGGAUCCCGUCUGGCAUCACCAAUGCGUGUUCGACAUCAACCGGGAAAACCCCAAACUGCUGGGUCACGUGUUCGUGUUCCACAUGCUGCACAAGGACAUGAUGACAGGGGUCCACAAGAUAGGACAGGUGGAUCUCGGGUGGUACUGUCACGGCGAACAGCUGGAACAUUGGUACGAAAUCAUGGAACACCCGCAUCGAUCUACAGACUACUGGCACCCGAUCAUCAAAACGGGCAAGAUUUGUUCGUGAUUUGGUUUUAUUUUGUUUUCGUUCCAGCGGAGUACAUUGAUGAACUUUACGACAAAAUUCAAACAUAUCCACCUGAAACUAAUGUUUCUACAUAUGGCACCAUCUGAAGGUUAUAUUGUAAUGGCGCUCAAAGAUGGCAACGAGUCACGUGACUAUUAAAAUAGAUACUAUUUGCUAAAAGAAAUUAUUUAUGUCAUUUAUAAUGGACAUCGAUGUAUGUUCCUAAUUUGUGGUGAUAACAAAAAUCAAAUAUGUUUAGUUAUUUCAUAAAUAUGUUGCAGAAAAGGUUGAAUGAUAUAGUUUUUGAAAGUUGGAAACAUUAAAAUAUAAUAAGCGCAAAAAUUAAAGGAAUUCUAAGUUGACUUAUAGCUCUAAUGUGGAAGGUAGUGUUCUAGUGUAUGACUAAAUUUCGUGAUUGUUCGAAGCAUUAUGAUAGGUCAACAGGUGUUUUGGUGAAAACUGACGACCUAUUUUGUUAUUAUACGUCACAGAGUUGGUCCAAACUUUGUGUUCGAUGUGACAAUCCUUGUUCCCAUAGAACUUUUGGUGCAGUAAACUUCAAACACCAACAAAGAUUAACUAUACAACCUUGACCAGCUAAAUCACCUGAUCUUUACCCAAUUGAACAUUAAAGAAAAAAAUGCAAGCCUGCAAAAUACAAUAUCGAUAACCUCGGCAUUGUUUUUCCAGAGGAAUGAGAGAAAAUCACAAGAGCGAUAAUCCUUUGUUUAGUGUCUAGCAUGCCAGUCGUGUGGCGUGGGUGUGGAGGAACACUGACAUCGACGCUAAACAAUAUUCAGUCAAAGUUUUAAUUUGAAAUUAUUGCAUUUUCAGACGAACAAUUAGAGUUCCUUUAGUUUAGCUGCUUAGUAUAAUAUAUAAAUGGAUUACAACUGGUAUUAUUAGAAAUUGUUUUUACAUUGACCGGCUUAAGUUCUAAUAUUAACAAAAACCAAAUAGUGUGGUUAUGUUUUGUUUUGUUGGGGUUUUGUUUUUGUUUUUGUUUUGGGGGUUUUUUGUAUCUUUUUUUUAAAUUACCGGUCAGUUAUGACGUAAGAUCUGUUUCUUAAAAUAAGAUUUUCUUCUUUUUUACUCUUAGAAUGAGCAAGGUUUAUUUUUCCACGUAUAUUAAACGUAUGUGAAAUACUGUUAUUUCAAUUUAUUUUCAUAAUGUACAUAAUCAUUAAAUUUUAUGAUAAUUUUCUUACAUGAGAUUUUGUAUUCUAUGAUCAUUGUUUAUAUAUUACCUAAAUCGUGCUAAUAUAUACACGUUGCCAAAACGAAUUGUAAAACACCAAACAAAAACAAAAGACAAAUAUUACGAAUACGUUGUGUUAGAUUAUUAAUAUUUAUAUUUGUGAUUUGUGAAAUGACUUCUGUGGCAAUGCUCAAUUGAACGAAUCUAAGGAAGCUAUUGUGGGUCUGUUUACAAUAAAUACUGGCAACUUAUUCAUAAUGCUUAUAUAAUUAUAAAUGAUUCAUUUCAAUAUUAGAUAUGUUUCUAUUCAUUCAUUUAUUGCAAUUUAUUUUCGUACUUAUAUCCAGUUACGGUUCAAGCACGCUAUCAUGGAUACACAUCUGAACUAUAUGGGGUAUAUGUCCAUGAAAAUCACUGUGGGUUAGUGGUUAGUGAGAGAUAAAUCAGUGCAGUGGCCUUAAACUUACCCACUGGGUCGUUAAACUCGUUCUGAGUAUGAGGCAGUUCCAAGAUGCGAACCCAGUACCUGUCAGCCUGAAGUCAAAUGACUUAACUACUACAACACCGACGUUGUUAAUAAUAAUAUUAUUAUUAUCAAUUCGGAAUCCGUGCAUGAAUAAAAAAAAUAUAUCGUCUGUUAUUCACCGGUACAGAAUCGAUAACAAGUUAAUUUUGAAGUUUUCAAUUCAUUUUCCAGUUUUUCAUGUUAACGGACUAUUUACUUGUAUUUCCGUUUAGUUCAUGUCUGUCAAAAACCAAUGUGGUCGAUUAAACAUAACAAAUGGUAUGUAGUACGGCAUAAUGCCAUUUCCUUAUCAGAACUUAUUGCUGUUUGGCAUGUCAAUUAUAAUAGUAGGCCCAUAUAAAUCAAGACUUCUAUUUUAAUGGCCGUUAGAUACCAUUUAUUUUACAACGAGCUCAAAGCGAGAUGGAUACGUUUUAAAGCAAUGAGUUGUAAGAUAAAUGGUAUCUAACUGGAAUGAAUAUCGUAUUCUAUUUUUAUAUAUUCUAAAAAAAAAACAGGUUUAAAAUAAAUGUAAACGUC